CGCGUGAAUGAGUUCAUCUUCCCAGUGGAGCUCGAUAACUUGUCUUUAGUCCAACCUAUUUAGUAGCUGACAUUUGCUGCUUUUUCAAAGAUAUUUCAUAUGGAUUACUCUGCGACUCAAAGUGGAUUUAGACAGCGUAAGUUACAACCCAGUAUGCGUCUGAGGAACAGCUCUGUAGAUGGUUCAGAUGGCAGCCAGCUGUUUGAGGAUACCAGUGGAGCUGGGCCUGGAUCUCAGGGUGCCUAUAGGAACCAGCAAGCUGGUCCUCAGGCUGCAGGAUUUUCUGGUCAGGCCUUCCUGUCAGACCCCAUGUCCAACCUGGCCAUGGCGUAUGGCAGCUCACUGGCAUCUCAGGGGAGGGAAAUGGUGGACAAGAAUUUGGACAGGUUCAUUCCCAUUUCUAAACUCAAAUACUACUUUGCUGUUGACACGGUGUAUGUUGGAAAGAAGCUUGGCCUGCUGGUUUUCCCCUACAUGCACAAGAACUGGGAGGUGAGUUACCAGCAGGACACGCCUGUCGCUCCACGUUUUGAUGUCAAUGCCCCGGAUCUGUACAUUCCUACCAUGAGCUUCAUCACAUACGUCCUGGUGGCUGGCCUGGCUCUGGGCACACAGAACAGGUUUUCUCCGGAGCUGCUGGGAGUUCAGGCCAGCUCAGCGCUGGUGUGGUUGAUCAUGGAAGUCCUGGCAGUUCUGUUGUCUCUUUACCUCGUCACUGUAAACACAGACCUCACCACCAUCGACCUUUUAGCGUUUUCUGGAUACAAAUACGUAGGAAUGAUUGUUGGUGUCGUAGCAGGGCUUUUGUUUGGGAGGCCAGCGUAUUAUCUCUCUCUUCUGUGGUGUUGUGCGGCCAUCUUUGUCUUUAUGAUCCGCACCCUGCGUCUGAAGCUCCUAUCUGAGGCGGCAGCUGAAGGGAAGCUGGUGAGAGGAGCCAGGAACCAGCUGAGGAUGUACCUCACCAUGUCUAUAGCAGCGGCGCAGCCCGUCUUUAUGUACUGGCUCACCUACCAUCUCAUCAGAUAAAAGCUGCGACUCACAGGCACGCGCUCGCUUGUUUAGAGAACGGACUCGGCUGGUUACAUGUCGGCCCAUAAAAAAUACAAUUAAACAACCUCCGAACACAAAGACUGAAUCACCCAUGAAGCAGAACACGACGAGACCGAGAAGAGGUGAAACAUUACUACCUUCUCUCACACAGCACAGCCUUGUUGUUAGGAUUGCCUUUUUAUAUUUAAUGUCUUUGUUUGUAGCAAGUUGCUUCAAGUUUUCUGUGUAAUUACAUGUAAUUGUUUUUUUUUUUAUAUAAAUAUUUAUGUAUGUUUGUAGGUAGUUAAACUAUCAUCGCAGAUUUUGUUUUUGGUCUGAUUGUCACAAGUGAUAUUUUUAAGCCACUAGAAAGGAAGCACAUUAACCUGACACAAACUGGACACUUGAUACAGUGAAGGAACUUGAACCUGGAUUACAAACUGAUCGGCUGGCUCGGCCUGAACGUUUAGUGAUCCUCAUGUCUGGCUCUGUGGAUCCCUCGUCCUAUCACAGAACUGGAGAAAAGGUUUGAGCGCGUAGACGUAAAACCAGUUUCAAACGUUUAAUCCUUUGUCUUUGCUGCCCGGCAUCUUCAGGACAGAUCAUUUUUAUGGAACGUUAGUUGUAAACCUCAGUGAUACAGUCAGUGGGUUUUGACAUCUUUUUAGAAAUGAAGUUUAUCGUUUGCUGCUCAGAUUAAAAGUC
Nematolebias whitei (Rio pearlfish) is the source of this 1734-nucleotide messenger RNA. It is a transcript of the gene yif1b, whose product is annotated as Yip1 interacting factor homolog B (S. cerevisiae). Bases 100 to 1026 code for a protein of 308 amino acids. Gene Ontology annotation, cellular component: Golgi membrane; endoplasmic reticulum-Golgi intermediate compartment; endoplasmic reticulum membrane. NCBI's taxonomy places the organism in Eukaryota, Metazoa, Chordata, Actinopteri, Cyprinodontiformes, Rivulidae. The transcript is spliced from 8 exons. The record is from RefSeq and is a predicted model, not a curated record. Gene Ontology annotation, biological process: endoplasmic reticulum to Golgi vesicle-mediated transport.